This is a messenger RNA of Penicillium canariense, 1056 nucleotides long. RefSeq lists its product as uncharacterized. The coding region runs from base 1 to 1056 and encodes 351 amino acids. Gene Ontology annotation, molecular function: mRNA binding. The transcript is spliced from 4 exons. Gene Ontology annotation, cellular component: cytosol. The record is from RefSeq and is a predicted model, not a curated record. NCBI's taxonomy places the organism in Eukaryota, Fungi, Ascomycota, Eurotiomycetes, Eurotiales, Aspergillaceae.
AUGUCUGCUAUCGACGCUUUGACUGACAACCUGGCUGCGGCCACCAUCAACGACACCCCCGGCAUCAACGGCACUCCCGCGGCUUCGCAGGCCCCUGAUGCAGCCGCUGCCAGUGCUGAUGAGGGACGUCGCCUGUACAUCGGAAACCUCGCCUAUGCGACCACCGAGGAGGAGCUCAAGGAGUUCUUUAAGGGCUACACCAUCGAGAGCACCUCGAUCCCGGUGAACCCCCGCACCAACCGCCCCGUUGGCUAUGCCUUUGUGGACCUUGCGACUGCUGCUGAAGCUACUGCGGCUAUCGAGGCCCUUUCUGGCAAGGAGAUUCUGGCCCGCAAGGUGUCGGUGCAGCUGGCCCGCAAGCCGGAGCCCGCGGAGGCCAAGGAGGGUGCUGCCAGUGGCGGUGAGGGCGCCAGCGGCAACGAGGGUCGCAAGCGGACUGGUGGUCGGGGUCGCGGCCGUGGUCGCGCCCGCGGCCGUGGUGGCCGUGUCGGUCGUGGACGGGCUCAAGAUGGACAGGAAUCCACUGAGGCCGAUGCUGCUGGCCAGGCUCCGCUGACCGAGACCACCAACGACAACGAGGCUGCGGCUGCCGAGGGAGCCAAGCAGGGCAAGCCACGCGCCGCUCGCCCCCAGAAGCAGCGUGGUCCCCCUGAGGAUGGUAUUCCUUCCAAGACCAAGGUCAUGGUUGCCAAUUUGCCUUACGACCUGACCGAGGACAAGCUCAAGGAUAUCUUCGCCGACUACCAACCCGUCUCGGCCAAGGUGGCUCUGCGCCCCAUCCCCCGUUUCAUGAUCAAGAAACUCCAGGCCCGCAACGAGCGCCGCAAGACCCGUGGCUUCGGAUUCGUCAACUUGGCCUCCGAGGAGCUCCAGACCAAGGCCGUCAACGAGAUGAACGGCAAGGACAUUGAUGGCCGCACCAUUGCUGUCAAGGUGGCUAUCGACAGCCCUGGCAAGGAGGACGACGUCAAUGCGGCCGCCGACCAGUACGAGGAGGCCAACCCCCCUGCUGAGGAGAACGCCGCCCCCGAUGCUGCUCCUACUGAGGCAGUUUAA